Molecule: messenger RNA, 414 nt
Organism: Papilio xuthus (Asian swallowtail)
Lineage: Eukaryota; Metazoa; Arthropoda; Insecta; Lepidoptera; Papilionidae
Product: cathepsin K-like
Exons: 3
Source: RefSeq, a predicted model, not a curated record
AUGAAAUUAAUAAAAAUUCUUAUUCAAAUUACUUUAGUAACAUGUUAUAUACAAUUAAAAGAAGUAACAGAUAAAAUAAAAUCAAUAUUAAAUCAUACGAGAGAACGUAGAUGUUUCAAAAAUCAAGAAAUUGACAAUUUUUUUGGAGAUAUAUUACAUAAUUAUAAUAUUAGUCAAUGUGGUUUAAAUGAUUUAGAAAAACAUUUUAGCAGUUUGUUGAUACAUGAAGAUGUUCCUGAUGAACACUGGAAGGAGUAUAAAACAGUAUAUAACAAAUCUUAUGAAUCUCAUCACCACGAGGCAAUAGCUAAGACGACAUGGCUACAAAACCUACAACUCGUUGCGAAACAUAACAGGGAUUAUUUGUCUGGGAAGAGAUCAUAUUCAUUGCAGUUAAAUCAUUUUGGUGAUUGG